Molecule: messenger RNA, 552 nt
Organism: Argiope bruennichi
Lineage: Eukaryota; Metazoa; Arthropoda; Arachnida; Araneae; Araneidae
Gene: Dsk
Exons: 2
Coding region: 47-436 (129 amino acids)
Source: RefSeq, a predicted model, not a curated record
UCAAGAAGACAAGAGUUUUCUUUUUUAUGAUGCUAAUAUUAGGGAAAUGGGAAAUGUGAUUCAGAUAAUGAAUAUUGAUUAUCCAAUCAUGAAACACGUGAAAACUAUCUGUCUGGUCUUGGUCGUCUUGCACCUAUCUGCCGCGGCCUACCCUUCAUCCCAAAUCCAAAGAUUGGCCCGCCUCGUUAUGCCCUAUGUCGGAGGCAACCACCACUCUCUAGCUCUGGCACGUUCCCUGGAUGCAUCAUCUUCCCUUGCAAGACGACACAAUGAUGACUCGUCCCAAGACGUUGGAGCGACGGACUUCGAGGACGAGGACGUUGACAGCGUCAGCAAGAGGCAGUUUGACGAUUACGGACACAUGCGAUUUGGCCGCAACGCUGGAGUACCGCAUAAGAAGUUCGAUGAUUAUGGACACAUGCGCUACGGAAAGUAGUUGGAUGAAGAAUUUUGUUUUUUGUAAUCAAGAUGGCUGGUUUUGUUUGUUCUAAACUAAAAAUUUGAGUAGAAGGAUAUUAAAAAAAAUGAUUGUGCUGAAAUUUAUUGUAAAAG